UUGCAUAAUAAACUUUUAAAACUCUAACUAUCCGAUAUUUAAAGACACAUGGCUUCGAGGCAAAGAAAGAUCGAGAGGAUUAUUUCCCAGCUACACCUUACACUAAGUAGAUCCUACAGCUCAAAUUCAGGUCACAUACUGAACAAAAGAUGGACUCUUUGUCACUGCAUGAAGAGAUGGGAACCCAAAAUCUACUCCACAUCUUCUUCUUUCAAUGGCUUUUACGAGACAGCACAAAGGUUUCGACGAUCAAGUAGAUUAAAAACAGGGAAAUCGGCAUCACAGCAGGACAACCAAGCUGAUCAAGCAACAAAGUCCAACAAUGUGGAAAGUGAGAUAGAGAAACACAUUGCUGAAAUAGAGACAGAACUUAACACACUCACGCAGAAGUCGAUAAAACUGGAGAAGUCCAAGAGGUUAAAGCAUCUCGCAGAAGGGGCCAUGCUGUUGCUAUGGCUUUACUUUAUUUAUAUGGUCUAUAAAAUGGAUCUAGCAGACAUGGUAGAUAAAAUGAACAAAGACUCAUUGAUUCAGCCAGAGAAAGGAGACGUGACAUUCAAUGAUGUCAUAGGGAUUGAUGAAGUCAAGGAGGAAUUGGAGACGGUGGUGAGUUAUCUGAAGGAUCCACAGAAGUACACUCGACUAGGGGCCAAUAUGCCCAAAGGUCUGCUUAUGACUGGACCACCUGGGUGUGGGAAGACCUUUCUUGCCAAGGCCACAGCAGGCGAGGCCAAUGUUAACUUCUACUAUAUCUCCGCCUCCAGCUUAGAGGACAAAUACGUGGGAACUGGAGCAAAACGUUUACGUGAAGUGUUCAAUGUAGCUAAGAAGAAUUCACCCAGUGUAGUGUUUAUAGAUGAGGUGGACAGUAUAGGAUCUAACAGGAUGUCACAGAGUAUGGACAGAAGCUUUGCUUACCAGACACUGCAUCAACUUCUGGUGGAAUUAGAUGGAUUUGAAAAUAAUUCAGGAGUGGUUGUCAUAGCAGCAACAAACAGACAUGAUGUACUAGACUGGGCCCUAACCAGACCGGGUCGCUUUGACAUGGUUGUCUCUGUUCCAUUGCCGAAUGUUAAAGAGAGAGAAGACAUGUUUGUGUACUACCUGAGUAAAGUCCGGCAUGACAGCUCUCUGGAUAUAAACCAACUUGCUAGGUCUACCUUAGGAUGUUCAGGUGCAGACAUCAGUAACAUAGUGAACCAGGCUGCAUUCCAGGCGGCGCGGGCUGGAGAGACAGAGGUCAAUAUGGGUCAUCUGGAGUACGCCAAAGAAAAGAUCCGGGACGGUCAGCUGAAGGCACAUAAGCUUGACCAGGAGACCAUAAACAUCAUAGCUGUGCGGGAGGCAGCAUACGCCCUUGUGGCGUACUAUUCCAAAUUUGGCAUACCACUCAACAAAACCUCAAUUCUUAUGAGGGGCAACAAUAUAGGGCUGACCAAGCUGUUACCAGAGGGACACUCCGACAUGGUCAGCUCUAACAAAGAUCAGGUUCUGGCCAAGCUGGACUUUCUAAUGGCCGGCCGGGCUGCAGAGAGCAUGAUAUUUGGAAAGGACAAUGUCAUGAAAGGAUCAGGUAAAACAUUGGAAGAGGCCACAAAUCUUGCCAGGGCAUAUGUCUCCAAAUAUGGAAUGUCAGAAAAGGCAGGAACCCGUAUAUUCUCAAGCAAGGAGGAGGCACUAGCCAGCCCUGAAUACCAAGACAUGCUGAACGAGGAAAUCAACCGACUGCUUAAAGAGGCUUACAAGCGAGCGGACGAGGUGUUACAGAGCCAUAAAAAAGAACUGCUGAUGUUGGCUGACAACCUGAAGAAAUACGAGACCCUCAACAAAGAGGAUGUCAAAACGCUGCUGAAGGGAGAACAGCUCAAGAGAUAAAAA
Magallana angulata is the source of this 1878-nucleotide messenger RNA. Its product is annotated as ATP-dependent zinc metalloprotease YME1L1-like. Gene Ontology annotation, molecular function: metalloendopeptidase activity; ATP binding; ATP-dependent peptidase activity. NCBI's taxonomy places the organism in Eukaryota, Metazoa, Mollusca, Bivalvia, Ostreida, Ostreidae. The transcript is spliced from 17 exons. The record is from RefSeq and is a predicted model, not a curated record. Bases 49 to 1875 code for a protein of 608 amino acids. Gene Ontology annotation, biological process: protein quality control for misfolded or incompletely synthesized proteins; mitochondrion organization. Gene Ontology annotation, cellular component: mitochondrial inner membrane.